AUGUACAUACCUCAUGAUAUAAUCUAUCUAUCUAUCUAUCUAUCUAUCUAUCUAUCUAUCUAUCUAUCUAUUACAUCUGUUUAUCUAUCUAUCUAUCUAUCUAUCUACAGUCUGUUUUUUUUAAUAUCUAUCUAUCUAUCUAUCAUCUAUCUAUCUAUCUAUCUAUCUAUCACUGUCUGUUCAUUAUCUAUCAUCUAUCUAUCUAUCUAUCUAUUACAGUUUGCUACUAUCUAUCUAGCUAUCUAUUACAGUCUGUUAAUAUCUAUCUAUCUAUCUAUCUAUCUCGGUCUGUUCAUUAUCUAUCUAUCUAUCUAUCUAUCUAUCUAUCACUGUCUUUUAAUAUCUAUCUAUCUAUCUAUCUAUCUAUCUAUCUAUCUAUCUAUCUCAGCCCACUGCUUCUUGCAGAUAUAUUGGAUAGGUUCCGAUGCUAAACUUAUCUAUCUUUUUGACAAUAUUUCCGAAGAAUUAGAAAGAUAA
Acanthosepion pharaonis is the source of this 477-nucleotide messenger RNA. Lineage: Eukaryota; Metazoa; Mollusca; Cephalopoda; Sepiida; Sepiidae. The record is from the annotation of a GenBank genome assembly.